Messenger RNA from Sceloporus undulatus (fence lizard), 1356 nucleotides. RefSeq names its product PC4 and SFRS1 interacting protein 1 (gene PSIP1). The record is from RefSeq and is a predicted model, not a curated record. Gene Ontology annotation, biological process: regulation of transcription by RNA polymerase II. Gene Ontology annotation, cellular component: nucleus. Lineage: Eukaryota; Metazoa; Chordata; Lepidosauria; Squamata; Phrynosomatidae. Gene Ontology annotation, molecular function: transcription coregulator activity; double-stranded DNA binding.
AUUACAAAUUACAAGCCUGGGGACCUGAUCUUCGCAAGUGAAGGCUAUCCCCAUUGGCCAGCCCGGGUGGAUGAAGUUCCUGAUGGAGCAGUCAAACCACCUACAAAUAAGAUGCCUAUAUUCUUUUUUGGCACUCAUGAAACAGCAUUUUUGGGACCAAAAGAUAUAUUCCCCUAUGCUGAAAAUAAAGAAAAAUAUGGCAAGCCAAAUAAAAGAAAAGGAUUUAAUGAGGGAUUAUGGGAAAUAGACAACAACCCCAAAGUUAAAUUUUCUACUCAGCAGUCCCAGCCAGCUAUUAACACUGAAGGUGUUAAAGAAACUCCUCAAGAUAGUAGUCUAGAUACUACAGAAGAAAAUGAACAAAAAAUGGGGCCCAAGCGGAGAAAAUCUACUUCUCUUAAAGGAUCUGUUAAAGAAGAUAGUCUUGGCACUGACACUGAAACAGAAGAGAAAGAGAUGGAAACCUCAAAAGAUGAUGAUUCUUCAGAAAAACCUAUCAGUGAAGAUGUGGUGAAAUCAAGUGAUGUACCUGUUCCCAAGGUUGCCAGAAGGGGGAGGAAAAGAAAGGCUGACAAAGAAGCAGAAGUUGCAGAGGCAGCAGCAAUGGUGGCAGUACCGGCACCAACAACAGCUGCAGUGGUUACAGCUCCAAAAGCAAGCCCUAAAAGAGGAAGGCCAGCUGCUACUGAAGUGAAGGUUCCAAAACCCAGAGGGAGACCCAAAUUGAUAAAACCAACCUGUCCUCCUGAAAGUGACACGGUUAAUGAGGAAGAUAAGAAUAAGAAAAAGGUAGCUGAUGAAAAGCCACCCAAAAAGCAGCAGAAAAAGGAUGAAGAGAGUCAAAGGGAAGAAGACAAAGUAAGAAAAGACCCAGACAAAAAAGAAGGCAAAAAAGAAGUUGAGACAAAAAAGAAAAAUACUGCUAAAGUGGGAUCAGCGUCAGCCUCAGAUUCUGAAGAAGAGGGAGAAGAACAGGAAGGGAGUAAGAAGAAAAAAGGAAGAAAUGUUCAAGGACCUCAUAGAAGAAAUAUUUUAAAAACUCAGCAUGAACGUGAAGUAGCUGAAAGAAAACGUAAGCAGGAAGAACAGAUGGAAGGAGAUUUGCAAAACAAAGAAGAAAGCAAGAAACCAGAAGCUAAGAAGAUGGAGAAAAAAAGAGAGACGUCAAUGGAUUCUCGACUUCAAAGGAUACAUGCAGAAAUCAAAAACUCACUCCAGAUUGACCAUCUUAUCAAUCAAUCUUGGUUGCUGUUCCCUAUGCACCCAGUCACCUUGGAACCAGCAACUAAGGAGCUGGCACAGCAGAAACCCAGAAGCCUCUCGCCCAUGCCGCCCUUGCGGCAAAGGCGAGUAUGA